AUGUACUAUUGUAUUUUAUGUAAAGCAUGAGGUUAUGAGCAUCACUCGAUAAGGUUUGUCAGGUUCACCCUGUUUACUUCAGAUGUAAGGAGAGGACGACUGUGUAUCAACUCAGUGUUCAUAGGAAGCACAAUGGUUCCCUUACUACUGAUACUGCUGCUGCCAAACUCGCUGGCUGAUCAAGUUUGCAUCAACAUUGCAAACGUUUACAACAUGGACAUCACCAUAACAAACACUUCCAUCGUUGUUGACCGGUCCAGUAAUGUGCAAUGCAACGCGGGUGCGUAUGGACUUAAAUGCAUCUUUGUAUGCACGUUCAACACGACAUCGUUCGAUGGAUCGUCUGUUUGCUUGGAAGCCACAGUGAAAAAAUACCCUUUCAAGGUUGAUUACAUCAUACAACAGUACAGCAACUGUACACGAUACUUGUGCAAUGAGAACGAUAUUGUGCCAUUGAUUGGCACUCUGAAUACUCCCAGCUCCUAUCAGAAGGAAAUGAUGCAACUCGUAUACAUCAGAGAUUCCUGUCCAGAUCUCUUCAACAAUAGUAAAGAAGUUAAGAUGGCCUUCAUAACAGCGGAAAAACAAAUAAUCCACAACAUCAUCGAAGCAUCCAAGUUAGAGACUGAGGGCUCCAUACUUUACAACCUGAAGGCCUUUUCCCUGGAUGUGUUGAAUAUCAGUGCGGCUAGCCUCAGCUCCUCUGGAGACAGCUGGAUCCGUCUGAAAGCUCCACAGCUGUCGCCUCAGAUGGAGUCACUUGUCCCUGAGAUUUGUAUGCCUGUGGGUAGCCUACAAUCCAUCCAAGAUGAGGAGAGGAUUAUUGGUUUGGUCAGCUACAUGCAGCACGGCUCGUUCAAACUUGAACAGGAGGAGCUCUCAUCUAUGGUUCUCAGGAUUGAACUACUGGGUGGACGACGCUUACAGAAUCUGCCUGUGCCAAUCAAUAUGACUUUCAGAGUCGCUGCAGACACAAAUGACAACCUAUUGUGUCACUAUUUGGAUGAAAAAGCUUGGCUUUGGAAAACAGAUGGAUGUCAGACUGUCAGGAACAACCAAAGUUACAUUAUUUGCAGCUGCAACCAUGCAACAGCCUUUGCCGUCCUUCUGACAAGACCGAAACAACUUGCAGAGGUCCACUGGAAAAUUCUCUCAUACAUCAGUUACAUAGGCUGCGGCCUGUCUGCCUUCUUCACUGCUUUGUCCAUUCUGUGGUACGUCUUUAGUAGAAACCAAAAAAUGGAUUUUUCCAUUUCUAUUCAUGUAUCUCUGAGCGGAGCCUUAUUUCUGCUCAAUUCAACCUUCCUGCUGACUGAGUGGGGGGCUCAGGUGGGGCUAGACGGGGUGUGCGUGUUUGUUGCAGCUUUCAUGCAUUACUCCCUGCUCUGCUGUUUCACCUGGAUGGCUAUCGAGGCACUUCACCUCUAUCUCAUGCUAAUAAAGGUGUUUAACACCUACUACAAACACUACCUGGUCAAGCUGUCCCUACUUGGAUGGGGGAUCCCUGGUGUAAUUGUGGCAGUCUCGUUGGCAGUGAAAGACGUCAAACAGUUUUAUGGAGUUACACAAAUGAGCAUGGCCGAUACAAACCAAACCAAUGCCAUCUGCUGGAUCACAGAUGACUCCUUCUUCUAUUCCUUGAAUCUGGCGUAUUUCACCCUCACAUUCAUCUUCAAUUCUGGCAUACUGAUAACAGUGGCCUCAAGGAUCUGUAAGUUACAGCCAAGGCUUGGAACAAAGACUGGGGGAAAUGCAGGGAGAGACCCAGAUACCUGCAAGAAUGGCUUCACUGUGAUGGGUCUCACCUGCCUGCUGGGGACCACCUGGGGCCUGGCCUUUCUGGGCUCAGGAUACGUCAACUACCCCAUCCUCUACCUCUUCUGCAUCCUGAACUCCACACAAGGUUUCUUUAUCUUCUUAUGGAUCUGUCUGUCCGCAAAGAAGCAGAUGAAGCAAGUAAUGGAGGACAAGAUGACCUCUGCUACUGUCAACACCUCAGGAAUCAAAUCGGAUUAGACCCCCUUUCAUCGCCUGCUUUUGUCUGGAUGAUAAAACCUACCCUGUGAUUGUGACUUCCCUAAUCAUACCCUUCCAUGUAACCUUCUGUCCUUGGACCUCUCCUGUAUACAUUGUUUUUUAUAUAUUACCCCUGUAAAUUCACAAGCAUGAUGUAAGCUUCCAUUCACAUGCAGAUGACACACAACUGUAUUUAUAUCUCUUUUGAGAUACUCUGAUCAAGUGGAUUUUUUGACUUAAAAUGCUGGAAGGCAAACAAAUUCUUCCAGUUAGAUAUUGACAAGACUAAGGUCAGGACUAUUGGCCGUGACAUUCACUACCCACACUUUAAAGUUAAGCCAUGGUGUCAUGUUUGAUAAUGAUCUCACCUUAAAUAUUCAUAUUCAACACAGUUGUCCAGUUGUUGUUUUCAGAAGGCACUUACACAUAUUUAUUUAUAACACUAUACCUCAGUCACAGCUGAGGACCGAGGGUGACCAGACCUUUCUUCUCAGGAUUUCCACUGUUUGGAACAACCUCCCUGUCUGACAAAGUCCUCAUAUUCCUUUGAAAUCUCUUGUAAAUAGUUUUCUCAGAUGAAUUCACUUCUAACUUUUUAAUUGCAUUUAUUUACUUCCUUUUAAUCCAGCUCUGACCUUAAUGACUGUUUUUUUCUUUUGUUUUUACUUACCUUACUCGUAAAGAACCGUAUAAAAUGUUUCCUCCAUGCACCUACUUUAAAGGUUCAGUGUGUAAGAUUCAGGUGAAAUGGAUCUAUUGGCAGGAAUUAAAUUUAAAAUAAUCCUAGUGAUGUUUCUACUAGUGUGUUCAUCUAAAUUGUACGAAUUGUUGUUUUCUUUGCUAUGGAAUGGGCCCUUUAUAUUUAAAUACUUUAUAUCGACAUCGAGAGAGGCUCCUCGCUACAGAGGCCAUCAUGUUUUAUACAGUAGCCCAGACUGGACAAACUAAACACUUUUUUAGUUUUUAAUACAAUUGAAGACUCCAACAGGUUCUCUUUCAUGUUUGGAAGAGGAUGGUGAGCUGAGAGGUGUUCAGCUGCAACAUGAAACUUCAACACUAGAUGUCACUUAAUUCUACAAACUGAUAAAACUGAUUUAAAUCAUUGUGUAGUUGAUGUCACUUUUCAAUAAUCAAUAUGUGAGAUUGAUCAAGUUUCAAUCGAAGGAAAUCAUAUUAACAACUGAAUAAUUGUCAAUACUGGAAUAAUACAUGCUAUAUAGACUAGUAAAAAUGUGUAGUAAAAUUUGUUUAAACAGCGGAAAAACUACUCUUAUGUAUGUUGUGAUGUUGAUUCUGCUGAAUUUUAUUUGCAUUAAAAUCCCCACAGAAUAA
Molecule: messenger RNA, 3348 nt
Organism: Pleuronectes platessa (European plaice)
Lineage: Eukaryota; Metazoa; Chordata; Actinopteri; Pleuronectiformes; Pleuronectidae
Product: adhesion G-protein coupled receptor G6
Exons: 14
Coding region: 133-2016 (627 amino acids)
Biological process (GO): cell surface receptor signaling pathway; adenylate cyclase-activating G protein-coupled receptor signaling pathway
Cellular component (GO): membrane
Molecular function (GO): G protein-coupled receptor activity
Source: RefSeq, a predicted model, not a curated record